AAAAGAUUUCAGGAAAUGUUUGAAGAAAGUGGAUUCGAGGUAUAUAAAAGUCAGAGGUUAUUUGUAGAAUAUGUGCAGACAAAGCAACAAAAAGGAGCCAAAAAUCGAAGAGUUUCUGUGGUUGAACUAACGGAAAGAAUACGUGACAGGUAUUGGCGUGUUGAAGAAUUAGGGGACGUUGAAAGG
Messenger RNA from Cetraspora pellucida, 186 nucleotides. Lineage: Eukaryota; Fungi; Glomeromycota; Glomeromycetes; Diversisporales; Gigasporaceae. The record is from the annotation of a GenBank genome assembly.